CGUAAGUCAUGUGUGUCCGGUGUUGUGAUAACUGAAUUUCAUAGUUCCAAUAUUUUUAUUUAAAAAUGUGAAUUUAAAAAUAUUACAAAGUACACGUAAUUUAGUAUUCUAUAUUUAUAAAUAUUACCUACAUAACUUAUAAGUACACACUAAAAUGAGUCGAGCCCUUAAUUAUGUCUCGACUCUGGGUCGUGUUUUGUUGUUGAAUUGCAAAAUUAUUAAACCUACAAGUCAUUUCGGUAGUAGAACAAUCCGGCCAAUGUGUGUAGUAUCGUUUCAAGAACCAUCUACCAAGUAUCUGGGGUAUGAAAAUGUUAAUGCACAUAACACCAUGGCCAACGACCCUAUGUACAGUGAAACUAUGAUGGAUUCCCAGGAGAGAAAAAAUUGGCCUUUAGUUACUGAUGAACAGUUUCAUAUUUUAAUCACUCAAGAUCAUAGAAUAAGAUCAGUAGACGAAAUUUGUGACGAUUUUCAAAAGAUAAGCAUUUACGCAUCGGGUAGACAAUUUUAUUUGAUAGAUGAAAUGUUUGAAAAACUUAGAGAGCGAUUAAUAGCAGUUGCUCCACAAAUGUCUGAUGACCAGUUGUUGAAUUUUCUUAAAGUUCUUCCAUUGUGGAAUAUAUGUAGUGCUAAAGUACCAUUAUAUUUUAAAUUCUGGUCAGUUUUUGAUAAACAGUGUAUAGAAAGAUACAAAAAUUGGUCCCUAAAUAAAACUUUAUUGUUUAUGGAUCAUUGGUAUAACGCAAGAAUGUCAAAAUUAAGUAAUUUUGUAUGGUUGGGUGUUCGUAAACUUGGUCGAAGACCUUCAAGAUUGACUCCAAAACAACUGGUCCAAAUGAUGUUUUAUGCUAACACAAGUAGAAAAUUUAUUUCUACAUUACCAAUGUAUGACAUUGAACAUGAAUUGAAUUCAUAUUUCGAUGACUUUAAUGUAAAAGAACUUGGUAUAAUAGCUUUGGGUUUUUUUAAAACUCAAACUCCUAUUCGUAAUCCUGAUAUAAUUGAAAAAAUGUAUUCAUCUGUUUUGUCAAACAUGUCGCAGAUAAACAGUGUAGAAUUAGCUGCGUUUUUGAAGAUUUUUAGGUAUUGUUCAAAGCCCAUAAAUCAUAUUUCAAUGCGCAAGCUUAUGAAUGUUUUAGUAGACCAAAUUGAUUAUGUUAAUCUACUAUGUUGUGUUCAUAUGGCAUUGUUGGGUACUAAUUUAUUAAUGAAGCACGAUGAACUAUUAAACAAAGUUUCACAAAGAUUAGUCAAUGAAGUAUCGAAAACUCGCAUUAAGGAUUUAGAAAGAGUUACAUUAGCUUUGACAAUGUUGAAUCAUAAUCCAAAAACAAACCCUUGUAUAUUUGAUGUUGUGGUUAAGGAACUUCGAAAUAACAGGGAAACAGAAAUUGAUAAUUAUUGUAGACCGUAUGUUUUUACGCUAUCAUACCUAGCAACAAAUAAUGUAUAUCCAUAUGAUUGUAUUUCAAAAGCACUAAGUGUUGAAUUUUUACACAAAUGCUUUGGUAAAAAACUCAACAGGUUUAAUAUUACUCGUGAUGUGCUAAGCUUGAGCAACAGUCUUCUAAUAGAAUGUCCUGACUAUACAGGACCAUUUUUACCAGAUAAACUAACGGAAUCUUGCAACAAUCAUUUAGCUUGGCAUAUACCUACCUCGGACAAUUCCAAUAGACUUACUUACACCGAUAAAUUUAUCUUGAAACUUCAUAGAGAACUAAUUUGUUUGUUUAUCGACGAAUCAUUUUUACACAUAUGUUAUCCAUUACCACAUCAUUCAAAACCAGAUAUGUUAUUCUGUAUUAAUGAAGAAGGACAACCAAUAAUCAUUCCAAAAACAAUGAAAAAUAAGACUGUGUUUCAUGAUUUUACGAAACCACCUAGUUUAGGCAAAUGGUUUGCUGUUGUGUCACUUGGGCGAAACGCUCUACUUUUAAACAGUACAGAGCCUACUGGAUUGACAUUAUGUAAACUUCGACAACUAAAGAAGAUUGGAUAUGAACCAAUCAUAUUUACAUACAAAGAAUUUACAAAUAUUAAUGCCGAUGCACAUCAAAUCGUUAGAGAAAAACUAAAUUCACACGGCAUAGUAAUAUAACGUAGUAAUAAGUAUCUAUAGUGUUAUUUUUUUUAAUAAUAAUAUAAAAACUUGAAUAUUAUAAUUUUUAUAUUAAAAAUAACAGUAAUAUAUUAGCACCUAAGACCAAG
Molecule: messenger RNA, 2211 nt
Organism: Adelges cooleyi (spruce gall adelgid)
Lineage: Eukaryota; Metazoa; Arthropoda; Insecta; Hemiptera; Adelgidae
Product: FAST kinase domain-containing protein 5, mitochondrial
Exons: 8
Coding region: 155-2101 (648 amino acids)
Source: RefSeq, a predicted model, not a curated record